UCCCUCGCUCUUUACGCCCCUUUUAUUCCAUUGAGAGAGAGAGAGAGAGAGAGAGAGAGAGAUGAAAGGGGUUUCAACGGUUACAGAUGGAGAGAGCGUGACCCUUGAAGAGUUGAAGCAGAAGAUGGCAGACUUCGCAAAAGAAAGAGACUGGGAUCAGUUCCACAGCCCCAGAAAUCUCCUCUUAGCCUUGGUGGGAGAAGUAGGAGAGCUGUCUGAAAUAUUUCAAUGGAAAGGAGAGGUACCAAAAGGACUACCGGAUUGGAAAGAUGAGGAGAAAGUACACUUGGGUGAAGAGCUUUCAGACGUUUUGCUCUAUCUUGUAAGGCUAUCAGACAUUUGUGGGGUCGAUCUUGGGAAAGCUGCGCUUAGAAAGGUCCAUCUUAAUGCCAUUAAGUACCCUGUCACUCAAUGCAAGGGCUCUUCUAAGAAAUUCAACAGCCACAACAACAAGAACAACAACACUAGCAACAACAACAGCAGUUUGGAAAGUGACUGAUCUUUUUUUAAUUCCCCCUUAUGUUUUAUGCUAUUUUCUCAUUUGGGUCUUUAUG
Messenger RNA from Magnolia sinica, 554 nucleotides. RefSeq lists its product as uncharacterized. The record is from RefSeq and is a predicted model, not a curated record. The coding region runs from base 62 to 499 and encodes 145 amino acids. Gene Ontology annotation, molecular function: nucleoside triphosphate diphosphatase activity. The transcript is spliced from 2 exons. Lineage: Eukaryota; Viridiplantae; Streptophyta; Magnoliopsida; Magnoliales; Magnoliaceae. Gene Ontology annotation, biological process: nucleoside triphosphate catabolic process.